AUGUUCUCAUCUACCACCCUCAUUGCGAUAGUCGCACUGCUGAGCAGCACUCACGUCAGGGCCGAUUGGGCCAAGAUUGAUGACCCCGUUGGCGGAGCAGUAUGUGGCAAUGGCGCCACGAUCUUGCUGCCAGAAUUCAACAAUGAUGCGUGGGAUGGAGUGUGCAGCGACUUGGUCGCCGACGGAUGUGCCAACGCCUUCAUCGUUGGAAGUGGCAGUACAGGCAGUUCGACAUUUGCGCGCAACACGGAUUUGGACUGUGCAGCGACCGCUCCAGCUGGCGAAGAGACGUGUACAAAUGCGUUCCGUGACGGAUUCAGCCAGUGUGCCUCUUCGUUCUCGCCUGGACAGAAGCAGUCGUGUGCCGUGGGGGUGUAUGAUGCCAGUGGACAGAGCCUUGGAGUGCUCAACUAUGCCGGAUCCUGUCUCCCAAGCGCCGGCAUUCCAUAG
Messenger RNA from Zasmidium cellare ATCC 36951, 450 nucleotides. RefSeq lists its product as uncharacterized. The record is from RefSeq and is a predicted model, not a curated record. The transcript is spliced from 2 exons. Lineage: Eukaryota; Fungi; Ascomycota; Dothideomycetes; Mycosphaerellales; Mycosphaerellaceae. Bases 1 to 450 code for a protein of 149 amino acids.